Messenger RNA from Diabrotica balteata, 1744 nucleotides. The record is from the annotation of a GenBank genome assembly. Lineage: Eukaryota; Metazoa; Arthropoda; Insecta; Coleoptera; Chrysomelidae.
GUUGUUAGAAAGAUUACAUUUACGACUGAUGUGUUGAUAUCUUCAGUGAGGGUUCCCAGUAAAGAAUCAACUGCUGUUCGAUAUGUGGUUGUCUGUGUUUGGCUUAAACAAAGAACACAUAUCAAAAAAUGCUACGGUCUGCUCAGAACACUUUAAAAAGCAUGAUCUAAUUAUACAGCCAAGUGGACGGGUUAUUUUGAGGAAAGGAACUGUUCCAAUAAAUAUUUACCAUAAAUCACCAGAACCAAGUUCCACAAACGAUAUGGAAAAUAAAGAAACAGCUUCCAGUAGUAUUGAUAAGGAUGAUUUUUAUGGACGUUCAAAAAGGUUACCUAUAAUGGAUAUCAUAGAGAAAACGUUAUCGUAUAAUAAUAAACUAAAACAACCUCAACCUAAUAAAAAUGUGGUCCAGAAUGAAAAUACCGAAGAAGUUAAUUAUGUAAAUAUCCACGAAAUACACGUCAACAAAGUCAUAGAGAAAAAACUGGGUACCAAUCACUUCGUUCUACUCAAUUAUGAGCUUAAACCUAUAAUUGGUCGUCUUGGUCUUCUUGGAGAGCAUAGUAUUUUGUUCGUAACAUUUCUAAACCAAAUUGGAUCCAAGGAACAUUUGCAAUUUUUCGUUAAGUAUUUUCCAUUUGCUGAAUUUCAAGCACAAUUCGCUGAGGGCAUUGGGGCCUUUGAAAAAGAAGCUCUAGUAUAUAAAUUGUUCAAAGAAUUUUCUAAGGAAGGUAUCACCCAAGCCAGUUAUGUUGUUCCCUACUGCUAUUUAGUAGCUCCCAAAAAAUACUUUAUAUUAAAUGAUCUUAAUACCGAAAACUAUCAAAGUUUGAAUAAACAUAUUUGCUUAGAAUACGAUGUUAUUAUAGUUGUUUUACAAGCUUUAGCCCAGUUACAUUCCAGCAGCAUAGCGUAUGAAGAAAAAUUAAAGAAGAGUCUAUUAGAUUUAUAUGGAAACGAUUUAGAAGAGACUUUCUUUAACGAGAGGAAAGGUUUUCCAAAUGUAGAAGGAGUAGAAUCUUGUAUAAAAUGUAUCGUGGACGAAAUAAAGCUUUUUAAUUUUCCAAAAUAAACUGGCUUCUGGAAAAGUUUUUACUGAAGUAGCAGACACGGUUUGUCGUAAAAUAUAUCAAAUAGUUAAACCAUCAAAAACUGUUAAAAAUGUUUUAACACAUGGAGACAUAUGGGCAAAUAAUAUAUUAAUAAAAUAUGACAAAAAGUCUAAUAAACCAAUUUGCUGUAAGUUAGUCGAUUUUCAAGCUGGCCGGUAUGCACCACCAGCGCAAGAUGUACUUGCUUUUUUAUACCUAAAUACUCGCAGAGAAUUCAGAAAAAAAUAUCUGUAUGAAUUAGUGGGAAUGUAUUACAGUUUUUUGGAAAAGAACCUCAAGCAAUGUGACCUAAAAAUUGACAGUAUUUUACCUUUCACAGACUUUUUAAAAAGUUGUGAUGAGCAAAAGCUGUUCGGUGUUUUGAUGAGUGCUUUCUAUUUUCCUUUAGUAUUAAUUAGCUCAGAUGAAAUUGAGAUUUACUUGUCAGAUGCAGAGCUAAACCACAAAACUCUGUUCGAAAAUAGAAUUCAUUUGGUAUUGGCUCACAAAGGAAAAGAUACGGACUACGAUGAACGACUAAGGGAAUCUAUAGAAGAUUUGAAAGAACUUUGCGAACUUUUUUAAAAUUAGAUUAUAUUUAUAUAUAGCAAAUAGAGUAUUUAAUUUUUUUAAUAAACGAUAUAAAAACUUGC